Bombyx mandarina (wild silkworm) is the source of this 821-nucleotide messenger RNA. RefSeq names its product NADH:ubiquinone oxidoreductase subunit 18 (gene ND-18). NCBI's taxonomy places the organism in Eukaryota, Metazoa, Arthropoda, Insecta, Lepidoptera, Bombycidae. Gene Ontology annotation, biological process: electron transport chain. The record is from RefSeq and is a predicted model, not a curated record. Gene Ontology annotation, cellular component: respiratory chain complex I.
GCAGAGUAAAAUAAAAUGAGAAAUGUCAAAAAAGUCAAUUGUCAUGUCAAUUUGGAUAAAAUUUGUUGGAACAAAAGAGAAAUAAUAUUUUGGACUGAUUGUUACGUAAAAGUCGCAAUGUUCAAAGCUAUCUGCCAGACAGCAGGUUUAUCGAAGAACCAUUUAUCAAGGUUUAAAGGUGCGUUUUCAACGUACAAUGUUCGCUAUGCUGAUGCAGAUCCAACAUGCCGAAAGGAAGCACCUAAAAUUGAAAACGAAUCCGUUUUGGCCUUGCCAGAAGAAGCUCGGCAUCAAAAAGCACUGGAUUCCACUAUUGUAGUGCCAACGAAGGCAGAUCUCAGCCCCAUUUUAGGAGUCCCAGAAGAACAUAUUAAGACUCGCCGUGUACGUAUUUAUCAACCUGCGAAGAAUGCAAUGCAGAGUGGUACAAAUAAUAUCCAUCAUUGGGAAAUGGAAUUUGACACUCGUCAACGUUGGGAAAAUCCUCUGAUGGGCUGGACAUCCUCAGGAGAUCCUCUGUCCAAUGUCAAAAUUCAGUUUAGAUCUCCUGAUGAAGCAAUUGAGCAUUGUGAGAAAAAUGGAUGGAUGUGGUACAUUGAUGUUCCUAAAACCGAGAAGGAUUUCAAACCUAAAAGCUAUGGGUUAAAUUUCGCUUGGAAUCGUCGUACUCGAGUCUCCACGAAGUAAAACGGUAGUUCAAAAAUGUUAAUUUUAUUAUAUUAAAUAAUGUUAUGAAAAAGUAGACUUUGAUUUCAGUGAUACUACUUAUGUUAAUUAAAAUAAUUUGUAUAGUAAUGAAAUACAGCAAUUUGUAAAAGUGC